Molecule: messenger RNA, 3024 nt
Organism: Gambusia affinis (western mosquitofish)
Lineage: Eukaryota; Metazoa; Chordata; Actinopteri; Cyprinodontiformes; Poeciliidae
Product: zinc finger protein 343-like
Exons: 3
Coding region: 167-2626 (819 amino acids)
Source: RefSeq, a predicted model, not a curated record
GACGUAUCGCAGCAACGGUCCUACCCGCUCUAUGAGGCGUCUACGUAUUCAUGUCUAUGGAUAAAUCUACUGGGUUUCAGUGCAACACUCAGAGGAAGUAAAACAAAACGGCUCCAGCAGCAGCUUUGCUUUGUGGUGUUGUGUUUUAGCUAAAUAUUCCGUAACAAUGUCUUCAUUUCAGCAGCUGAGAGAUUUUAUCAGAGCGCGACUAACUGCUGCUGCUGAAGAAAUCUUCAUACAGGUUGAAAAAACCAUCGUCCGCUACGAGGAGGACAUUGAGCUGCUGGAAAAAUGCUGGAAACCUCAGAUAAAACUCACCAGAAUCGACGAGCCAAAGCAGCAUGUCAACAAUAAGAAAGAGGUCUGGGUCGGUCAGAACCUCAAGAAGGAACCAGAACCUCAAAGCAUUAGACAGAACCAGCAGGAACCAGAACCUCAUUGUACUGGAGGGAAACAUGAUCAUAUUCAGAUUAAAGACGAGUUUGGAAAACCGGUGACCCAGUACCAAGAGGACAUCAGAAAGCUGGACAUCUGCUGGAAUCAGCUCACCAGAACCGGCCUCCCAAAGCAACAUGUCUGGAAGCAAGAGAACGUCCUCAAUGACCAGACGGAACCAGAACCGCCACAGUUUACAGAAGAACCAGAAGAUGGGCCGUCAGAUUCAGAUUAUCUGCAGUGUGAAGAGGAACAGAAGAGUCCAGAAGGUUUGGGUGAGAAAGAGGAUGAGGAGGAUGUAGAUCUUCCUCAGUUUGAGGAUGAACCAGGGGAACCAGAACCUCCAGAGUUUGAAGAUGGUGAAAUAAAUUCAGAGUUUAUGGAUAUUAAAAAGGAUCCGGAAGAACCUGAUCCUAUGAAGAUCAAAGAAGACCAAGAAAAUCUAGAACCUGCAGAGUUUGAAGUCAAACAGGAAGAACCAGAACCAGAACCUCCACGGUCUGACGGUGAACAUGAGAAACUUCAGUGGCUCACCUUCCUGAACCAGAGCAGCCAGCAGGUCCAGCAGCUGUUAUCAACGUGUGAAACCAAGGCCUUUAUGGACCCGUUGCCUUCUCAUCAACCAGAACCAGACAAGGAACAGCUUCACCAUCAGAACCGUUCAGAACUUCAGCACCGUUUCUACUCAGGUGCAACGCUGGAUGCUGAGCAGAUCACAGAGGAACGAAAUGGAUCAGAACCGCCUCCUGUCCAGCAGGAGAAGAAGAAGCUCUGCAGCGGCUGGGAGGCAGAACAGGUUAUGGCAGCAGGGUCUCAGGAACAUGGCUGGAUUGGACCAGAACCAGAACCAGAGCAGUUUCAGUGUCAGAACCCUGCAGAGGAGCAGCAAAGUUUCAUCGAGCUUAAAACAUUUUAUUCAUGCGAUUCUGAGCAGAUGCAAGAGGAACCAGAACCUCCAUGUUUUCAGCAGCAGGAAGCAGUCAGGAGUUGGGAGGAGAAACUUCUAAUGGCCUCAACUUGUCAACAACAUGGCUGGUUUCAACCAGAACCAGGCGCUGGUCCGCCUCACUAUCAGAACUUGCCAGAAGAUCACCACAGAUUCAUGGAGCUUUACGGUUCCUGCUCCGUUGUGACAUCAGGUCAGGAACACUGUGGAUCAGAACCCGUCCAGCUGCAGCAAAAGAACCCAGACCGGAAGCAGCAGGUUGUUCCGACCCGACCUGCAGCUGAGAACCAGAACCAGGAAGGAACCAGCUCUGCAGGGUCAGAGCGUCUUUCUCACACCAACACUGUGAAGUUGAGUAAAUGCUAUGUGUGCAGUGCUGUAGUGAAAUCUCAGAGUUUGAAUCAGCAUCUAAAGACGCAUCCGGGUGUGAAACCGUAUGUCUGCAAGCGCUGUGGAGAACGCUUUGCCCAACAUGCUCGCCUGAGGGACCACAAGAUGACCCACCUGGUGGACGACCUGAAAGCUCGGCAGCUAGCUGGAAUCAAAAGCAGACAGAAGAACUUCUUCUGCGAAAUAUGCAGACGAGGCUUUGCUGAACUUGCUUUUCUAAAAAAACACUGCAAAGCUCACAAGUGGGAGCAGCCAUUUUGUGAAACCUGUGGGAAACAUUUCACUUCUGAAUAUUCACUCAAGUCUCACCUGAAAACACACCAAAGGAAACGUGCAAAGCCGUUUUACUGCGGGUUAUGCAAGAAAAGGUUUGCUUGUCAUUCAACCAAGAAAUCCCACAUGAAGAGGCACAAAGAACAGGAGCCCACAUCGUAUAAAACAUGGCGGGAAAUGUCCAACACCACAAAGCCAGUAGUCAACCACCGAGAAACUCCCUCUGCUGCUGAAACUUUGUUUUGUAGAAUAUGCAAAAGACUUUUUCUUUAUAGGACUUCUUAUAUUGCCCACAUGAAGUCCCACAAAAGCGCGGCCAACAAAUGUCGCAAAUGUGGGAAAAGUUUUAAAGAUAAACAGAGGCUGGCAGCCCACAGGAAGUCCCACAAGAAGAAACCAGCCUUCAUUUGUAGCAAAUGUGGGAAAUGUUUUAAAGAUAAAUCUGAAGUAGGUGCCCACAGGAGAAGCUGUGGGAAACUCUAUGGAUGUGAGGAAUGUGGAAAUAAGUUUUCCUCCUGGAGGGGAGUCAGGCGCCACCAGAAAGGUGGACAUUGUAGGGGAAACGUUCAGUCUGUCAACUAGUUCUUUUUUUUUGUUGCUUUUCUUCAGUACUAGUGAUGUUGCAAAGAUGAGAAAUAACUUUCUGUAAAAUAUUUGGAAGGUUGAUUUUUAUUUCAUUUUUAGUGUAAACAAAACGUUGUUGGAUGUUUUGUUCUCUGAUUUACUUUCUGAGAGGCCUUGAUGGCGUUCCGCCGUAUUCAGAGCUCUGAUUGGGUCGUUGAGGCUCUGACCUCAUGUUGCCUGUUGGGACGUCCAUUUCUGGAUUGGAGGCUGGUUCGAAUCUGAAUUUCUUAACAAUAAAAAGUUGCAUGUUUAACGUUCAAAUCAUCAGCCAAUCCUCACAGGAUUGGAGUUUAUAAUCUGUUAUUUAGAUCUUAACAUAAAUCUGUUUGUCACUUUAAAAUAAACUAGAUAAAAGA